This is a messenger RNA of Haliotis rufescens (red abalone), 3556 nucleotides long. Its product is annotated as solute carrier family 46 member 3-like. Gene Ontology annotation, cellular component: membrane. The record is from RefSeq and is a predicted model, not a curated record. Lineage: Eukaryota; Metazoa; Mollusca; Gastropoda; Lepetellida; Haliotidae. Bases 453 to 1910 code for a protein of 485 amino acids. Gene Ontology annotation, molecular function: transmembrane transporter activity. Gene Ontology annotation, biological process: transmembrane transport. The transcript is spliced from 4 exons.
ACACAAACACACAUGUAUUGACGCAAGUAUGAUUCGAAAGUUGAUUCAUAGGAGACGAGUUGCGUUAAAAUCUAGUUGGUAAUAUAACAACUUCUCUAUACAUAAACAUUGCCGUCUUGAGCCGUGAUGCCUCGAUCCCAACUGAAAUCACUUUAUUGAGGUCAAAUCAUUGAGGUCCCAUUGGGUGAACGAUCAGUGUAUAAGCCCGCGACUCGUGGAUGGAUCAAUACAACCACCGAGGCUUGGACACUAUAAGCUCUGACUGACAAGCAACCAGGAUAUUUUGAAAAGACAUCAAGCGGGACACCGCUUGACCUGGACUCCCAGGCAGGAGGGACAGGUGAACAGUGAUAAGACAGGCGUGUAUUUAGCCCAGGUAUGGUUGUAUUUAUAGCGACAGUCAUGUGAGUGUGUUAUUUUGUAUUCAUUAACUAAAGCCUGUCAGUGUCAGCAUGGAGGACGAACCGCUACUACCGUCCCAUGACGGGAAAAGCCGUAGCGGAGAGAAAUCCAUCGUCAAGAAUCUCCUUUUUCUUAAUUUUGUGAUGUUCAUAUUAACGCUUUCAGGCAGCCUAUUUAUGCCUGUGAUGAGUCAGUAUUUAUACCAUCGUGUAUCAGAGGAUGUAUUCAACCACACUCUUGUCAACAUGACCACAACACAACCCUGUUACCGGAACACCUCGAGCCCCGAUUACAUGCUGCAGGAGAAGGCUCAGCAGCUCACUGCUGAAAAACAAAUGCAAUUCACGAUGUUGAGAAGCGCCCUGGCUAUCCUCAGUAACAUCAUGCUGGGUGCUUAUUCCGAUUCUAUUGGUCGAAAGUUCCUGUUUGUUACGCCACUGACAGGGCAACUGAUAAGAAGCGCCUUCACAACAGUUAUCAUUGGAUGUAGGCUGGACUUGAACUUGUUCUUCCUGUCUGAAGGCAUAGAUGGUCUCCUGGGAAGUUAUUACGGCAUCCUACUCGCGUGCUAUACAUACACCGCCGAUAACACGCCGGCUACAGGUUCCCGUACCAUCGGCAUCGCUGUCGUCGACCUCACCGAGUUCCUCGCCACCUCUCUCAUCUCCAUAGCCAGCGGAUACUUCAUCCAGGAUGUGAACUUCUUCUACCCAGCUCUCACUGCCACGCUGGUGUGUAUGGUGGCCCUCAUUAUAGUCACACUAUUCCUUCCGACAAGCACAUAUCAUGUUAGAGAUAGAGGCUCGACAUGGAUGAAUCCAGUGGAAGGUCUGAAAAGAGUGUUUGGGUUUUAUGUUUUCGACAACAGCACCUUAAAGAAAGCGUGUUUCAUCCUUAUUUUGCUUUCCUUUGUGUUUAAUGUCAUCAGUUCUGUUGGAGGCUCCAACAUCGACACUUUGUUUCUCCUGAAUGCACCAUUUUGCUGGACUCCAGAAAAACUUGCAUAUUACGUCACAGCCUUCACUGUGUUAUGUCCGCUGAUAGGAGUGCCCUUAACCAGGCUGUUUCAAGUGUGCCUGAUUGACGAGAUCAUUGCCGUGAUUGCAACAUCUGCAGCCGUCGCAAGCGAUGUCAUACACUCAUUUGCGUCGACGGACACCAUGAUGUAUAUAGUCGUCGGGGUGACGUCAAUCGGCAGCACAUUAUCAGGGAUCACCCGAGCCAUCAUGUCCCGCAUGGCGCCACCCAACAGACAAGGGUCACUGUUCGCCAGUAUCGCGGUGGUGGAGACGAUCUGCUCCCUGGUUGGCUCUCCCUUGUUCAGCAGGGUCUACCAAGGCACGGUUGUCAUAUGGCGAGGCCUGGUCUUCAUCGUCAUGGCCGGAAUGCAUGUUGUCGCUGCCGUCAUUCUCCUGGUAUUCAUCUUUGUAUCUCGGCCAGUGAGGGAAGAACAAAAGAGGAUCAGGGCAUUGAAUGUUCAGGAGACGGAGGAGGACACGAGGAGCUAGUCCAACAGGUCAUCCAGAGCUGGAAGAGAUCGGAAAUUCUGACAAAUUAUGAGGCACGCGUGACUCGUAAGAGGCACCGCAUUUCGCUGUUCAGAGUUGUGUUCUUUAGGCUUGCCAGAACCCUAUGAUCAUGGGUUCGAAUCUCAGAUACGCCCUAAUUAUGUUUAUGGUUCGUCAGCAUCAUACCCGUGCUUGUGAAUUUCAAAUAAGUGGUAGACAUCUUAGAUCUGCGUGGAUUUUCCUCCCACCUAAAGCUGACACCCUGUUAUAUAUACAAUCGGACCUCGCUUGUCCGGACACUUGCGUUUUUUCAAAUAAUGUCCGGAUUAUACGAGUUUCGAUUGCCAUAUCAUAGUCAAACCACAACAAAUAUCACUAUGAACGUUCAGAAUUUGGCAUUUAUUACAUAUGUAUCUAUUUUCUGACGUUGUUUCAAGGCGUGAAUAACGGUAGUCUGACCACGGUUCUAUCAAUAUUGGUGCGAUCUGCCAAUCAGUUCACACACGAUUUGUCCGAAAGUAAUACAAUCAAUAUUGAAUGAAAGAUAUACAUAUCCAGGUAUGACACGAAGACUUUUUGUAACCAGAUGGUGUAAUAACAGGAUGAAAUCAACACUGUGAUCACACAUGACACCCGCCCCUUUGAUGUCGGAGGCCGGGUGGUGAAUUGCAAAACAAACAUAAUCAAGAGUGGUCAGGGGCGGUUAAGUAGCUUAGUGGUCAAAGCGUUGGCUCGUCACGACGAAGGCCUGGGUUUUAUUCCCUACGUGGGUACAAUGAUUUAACCUCAUUUCUGGUGUCCCCCGCCGUGAUAUUGCUGGAAUAUUGCUAACAGCGGCGUAAAUCCACACUCACCCAAGAGUGGUCGCUGUCCGGUAAGUGGGACACAAUGGUGUGUAUUUUCACUGUUAGCAAUUGUGACCCACGAGGAGAAAAAGGACCUCAAGGGUGCUAGGAUUAAAUUUUGCUAUGACGUCAUAAAGACGUUUGACGUCAACUUACUUCAGUGAAGAUCGAUAUGUGUAAUGUUUCCCCUUCAUAAAUAUGAAUUGGAGCUUGUGAAUUGUAUUUUUGUGUUCCGAAGGUGCUGUAGUUUUAAAAUAAAAUAAAAAGUCAAAAUGUGAUUUUUCACCCAUAAGGUCCCUUAUCUCAUGGUUGGUCACAACUGCAUAUCACUUUCCGGGUAAAUGAAGCAUUUUAUGUAGUAUAGAUCGUUUCACGUAAAUACCGUCUCCGGACAUGUGUGGUCCGGAUAAGUGGGACUUCACUGUAAUUGGUACAUAAUGUUCAAAGCGGUGUUCAAUCAAACGCACUCAUUCACUGCAUAAAAGUUGUACCAGAAUCAUUGUCUCUUUCAAGUUGAACGCUUUCAUCAAUUUAUAAUAUGAGGUGUUCAAUAAAAUAAAUUCACAAAUUUUAACUCAAAAUGCAAACUUUUGAGUGAGUGGGAUAAAAUUUAACAUCGCAUUUUAUACAAAUGUUCACAGUAUUCAGGUGAAGUUAUUUUCCUCUGUGAUAUACAUGGAUGCAUGGAAACAUUACGAAGGGCUUUCAUUAGGUCAAGAGAUGGUUUUUACUUGAUCAUUCUUAUUAUUUUCACGUACAAAUGAUUGUAUUCAGAGCACUAAAAUAAAGACACUUUUAUUA